Molecule: messenger RNA, 1125 nt
Organism: Astrephomene gubernaculifera
Lineage: Eukaryota; Viridiplantae; Chlorophyta; Chlorophyceae; Chlamydomonadales; Astrephomenaceae
Source: the annotation of a GenBank genome assembly
UUUUACCACUUGAGACUUCGAAUACGUUAACGACUAUGGAUAUUGACGUUGCCGGUCCAGGUCCAGGCUCUUCCCGCUCGCGAGGGCGCCAGCCGGCACAGCUCAGGAGCCUUGUCUGUGAGCGCAGCGUGCUUGACCGCGCCGAUGGCUCGGCGAAGUGGACUCAGGAAGGAAGCAGCGUGCUAGCGGCCGUGUACGGCCCUCGGCAAGCAAAGAUACAAAAGGAGGAUGCGGAGCGAGCGGUGGUUGAGGUUGUGUAUAAGCCCCGCGCAGGGUUACAAAGCCAUGAAGACCGGUCAAUAGAGUUGGAGAUUCGUGGCAUCCUAGAAGGCGUAAUACCCCUCGGCAUGCACCCGCGGACGUCCAUCAUGGUUAUCCUACAGGUGCUGCAGGAGGACGGCUCGGUGCUGGUGUGUGCGCUCAACGCGGCGUGUGCGGCGCUGGUGGACGCGGGAGUGCCCAUGAGCACCAUGUACGCCUCCGUUGGUUGCGCGCUGAGCAGCCAGGAGCAGCAGCUGCUGCUGGACCCGGAUGCCGCGGAGGAGCAGGCGGCCCAGGCGCGCUUCUGCUUCACCUUCCCACACCACUUCGACCUCACCCAACCCGCUACCUCCUCCGAGCCCCAGCAGCCCCAGCAGCAGGAGGCGCCCCCCGCUGCGGUGGCCCCGGCGGUGCUGGGCAGCCGCUGUGUGGGCGACUUCAGCUGCGACCAGCUGCUGGACGCCAUGCAGCUGUGCCGGCUGGGCUGCGAGAGGGUGGCGGCGUUCGCUCGGUUGUCGCUGUCUAAGAGCCUGAUGCAGGCGGUGGGAGCAGCAGCGGGGCAGUGAGGGAGGGGGGACACGUGGGUGCGAUCGCGAGCGAGAGGGGUCGGGCUGGGCUGCGUGUGCUGGCGGUGGUGGUGAUGGUGGGAGGUGUGAGGGAAAUGUGGUGAAGAGCAUGAGCUUUGGCGGCGGUUAGGUGGUGGUGGUGUCUGGGGAGAGGGUGAAGGGGAAAGGACAGCUGGGAGAGGGUAGGAAGCCGCUGCUGGGAGACUCGGAGACUCCUAGCCUCCUUACACGUCCGCGGGCGCCCUCCUUGGCGAUCUCUCCACGCACAUAUCCAGCAUGUAAGGUCCAGCCAGGGCGG